UGAUCAGUGACUGACCGAUGAGAUUUGCAUAUGACUGACAUUCCAGUGUAUAUUUGAACCAAUCAGCGGUCACGGCGGUGGGAUGACAGGUGGCUGCCUUGACCAAUGGCGGAGCUUAGAUGUAGAGAAAAGGCGGGGCACGGAUGGGCGAGGUUGACACAGUGAAAGAGCGAGAGGGGGCAGCCUAGUUUACAACAAGAGGGAGGGGAAAAGAAAGAAAGGGCCAGACGAAGCCAGAGAGAAGAAAUUGUGGAGAAGAGAGUUGAGCUAAAGUGAGAUGUUAUGAUACGUUAACUUUUCUACUACAAAUACCUGCUGAGCUGACGGACAGGAGUGGGCGCGCGCGAAGUGAUCUGCUGCAGGCGGAGAUCGCACCGGACCUCGAGCUGCUAUUUCUAUAUAAAGCCCACGAUUCCACGGAUCUGUGUCAGAGCAUCUCCAGCUGGUCUCUCGCUGCGGUUUCCUGCCGUUUUCUUUGGUCCAAGGGGAGCAGCAACCAACAUAGAACAGUGCUCUGGUCUCGCCCCACUUUCUGUCAUUGGGGUCCGAGUUAUCAUCAUCGCUGCUGCUCAUGACAGCGCUGGAGUGAAAUACUUCUGCUAACUAAAUUUUCAGUCGAUUAUCUUUUUGAGACGUUGAUAUAUACGAGGUAGGGGUGUGUGCGGGAGCCGACUGAGGCCAAGGUGGUGUUUAAAAAAAAUAUAUUAACGUUAGUGGGGGUAGCGCAUUGGUGGCUAGCUUGCAAAAACAAUGGGUCUUUGGAUUUAACCAGCAACUGGAGAGCCAGUGGGAGAUGGGUGAAUGCACCAGUUUUACGCACACCUGCAUGUGAUCCGCCUUGUGUGGUAGAACGUUAAUUGAUGGUGAAUACGGUUUCACGUUGCUUUACAUUUGAAUAUGAGUUUGUGCCAAAGCAAUAUAAUAUCAAUGUUGGAUGCUGACAGUAACCAUACGGCUAAACAGACAGGUAGCUAACGGUUUUGGAAGUAAAAAAUGCAGGCGUAUUCAGACAGGUUUUAGUAAAUUUAGCUACCAUCUUAUAGAUCUAGUACUCAAGUCAUUGUUCCUCAAAUAAGUGGUUUCAUGGUGUGAAGAAAAACAAUAGUAACAGACAUACGUGCUUCUACACCUGCAUUGCUUGCUGUUUGGGGUUUUAGGCUGGGUUUCUGUACAGCACUUUGAGAUAUCAGCUGAUGUACGAAGGGCUAUAUAAAUAAAUUUGAUUUGAUAUGUUGUGUAAAGGAAGGGUAGUGUCAUGAGGACAAUAAUUGCGUUUCUUUGACUGCUUUCUGUUUCUGUUCGGCGGGUGCAGGGCCAGGGUCCGGUGCACUUGAGGCUCGGGUUGCCUUCUCGAGUUGAACCAUUCGGCUGUAUUUUGAAGUAACACAGGCUAUUUUGACUGACAAUUGCAGUGCUACGUGCUUCUUCACCUGCAUUGCUUGCUGUUUGGAGUUUUAGGCUGGGUUUCUGUACAGCACUUUGAGAUAUCAGCUGAUGUACGAAGGGCUAUAUAAAUUUGAUGUGAUACUUGCGUCAAUGUAGACUGCAAUAAACCCAUCUGUGGUGGCCAGCUAACGUAAGAUAAACAAUUGGGGUUGUCACUUGUCCUCCAAACUUAAGCAAGAACAUCCAAAGUAAAAGCAUAAUGUUGCUGAGCAUAGCCUGCACUGGAGUUUAUGGAUGGCAAAUAGCUGCUGCUAGCCUGUGUUCAUUCAGCUAACUAGUAGUUGUGUAUAACUUUACACACGGUCCGAUGCAUACGCAAUUGAUUGAUAGAUUCAGACAUACACAUCCCUUCAAUAAACAAAUCUAGCAGGAUGAUGAAUUUGAUAGCUUUGUCAUUUUGAGCAUUUGCAUAACAAAAAGCUAGCCAGAUAGCUAAUGCACGUAGUUAGCUAGCCAGCUUGCUAUCCACUGCUAGCAAUUAAUGUUAGUGUCGUCCAAGCUAGCUGUCAGACAUUCUUGGUCGACUACAUGCAAUAAAUCGAAUACUCCGGAGAUCGUUUCUGCCCUAAACAAUUUACUAGCCUUUCGUACCAUUUGUACAUUGCUAAACUGAAGCGAGUACGUGUAGAGACAAGUUGAACAUGGCCGCGAGGAUAGCGUAUGUCUCGGACUGAUGUGCCAAUUUACUCCGUGGAUGAGGGUGAGGCCUAGUUAAUUUACUCAUGACCGCAGCACUCCAGUAAUGUAAACAAACAGACGAGGGUACAUCAGGGGUUAUUAGAUCAAGAGGAACACAUACUUCUCCGAUGAUAUUUAACAUAUUGUCCCAUCUGUAUCCUGUUGCAAUUUGUGACUAUUUGGCAAUCCAUUUUACAUUGUGUUAUUCCCCGUAUUUCAUGUUCUGCACUGGGGAAAUAUAAUUUAUCGUCAAUGCGCGUGAAUAAAUAGGCUGCUCGCAGAGAAUGCGGCAUUCUGAAAAUAUGAACGCGUGAGCUGGUCUCAUGUUGUUGACCGAUACGCCUGGGACUUCAUUUUAAUCAGAAAUCAACAUUUACAGAUAUCUGUGCGCCACCGGGUAAAUCAUAAUAGCGGUGCGUCUAUUGCAGUGAACGUUGUGCGUGAUGACCGCAAUCUGAAGAUAAGCGUCAGAUACAGGCACCAUCGAGCACUGUUGCUUUCUUGUUUCAUCGAUGGAGUUGCCAUCCACUAUACGAUCUUGGAUCACUGAUGGAUGUUUGAACACAUGGAUUUUUAUCUGACAUUGUAAAGGGACGUUUUCAAGGACCCUUUUUAAUUGACUCACGUUUUUGGAAAAACCCAAUUAAGGACCCUUUUCAACCAUGUAUUCAUCAGAAAGCCCUCAAUACCUCCGUCAAGGACUGAGCAUGUUUGUCUGGACCAACGUGGAACCCCGGUCAGUUCCUGUGUUUCCCUGGCAUUCAUUGGUCCCUUUCCUGGCACCAACCCAAUCAGACGCCUCUACUCAGUCUGGCGAGGGCCAACAACCAAUCAAUCAUCCCCAAGCUGCCAGUCUGAAAACAGAGUCUCAGGGGGGUGCAGUGCUGCUACAGGAGGCCAAUGAGGACCCCCCCACCCUGGAGAGAGGACCCACAAGGCCAACUCCCUCCACAGAUGACCUGGCCCCAGAGAGGGAGAGAGAGGCCGAAAGAGAGAGGCCAGACAGUGAGACUGAGAGUGAUGUGGAUGACCCGUUCUUCCCCAGUGUUCUUCCUGAGCCGCCCUUGUCUGUGACUCCUGUGAAGAGACGCACUCAGUCCCUCAGCGCCCUGCCCAAAGAUGGGGACAAAAUCAGCCCUAACAAGAGGGAGAAGGACCACAUCAGGCGGCCGAUGAACGCGUUCAUGAUCUUCAGUAAGCGUCAUCGAGCGCUGGUGCACCAGAGGCACCCCAACCAGGACAACCGCACGGUUAGCAAGAUCCUGGGCGAGUGGUGGUAUGCCCUGGGGCCCAAAGAGAAGCAGAAGUAUCACGACCUCGCCUUCCAGGUGAAGGAGGCCCACUUUAAGGCCCACCCAGACUGGAAGUGGUGCAACAAAGACAGGAAGAAGUCUAGUUCUGAUGCCCGAGGGCUCCCAGGGCCGGGGGGCAAAGACAUUAGAGAAAGGAGCAUGUCUGAGACCACCGAGCCCCAUGGUGUGGAGCUGAAAGGGGUGGGGCCUGGCCUGCUGGGUGUGUCUGAGCGGAAUCCAGGGGAGGGGCAUGUAGGUCAGCUACCCCGCCCCCGAGCCUUCUCCCAGAGUGCCGUGCACAGCCUGGAGAGGUGUGAGAGGGGCAACACACAGGCCCUGGCCGAACUGUCACAGAUGUGUGGGGAUGGUGGUGGCCAGUUUUCGGGGCGUGCCCAGACCCUGUCCCGGUCUCAGAGGGGGGUCAGUGAGGACAUGACCAGUGAUGAGGAACGCAUGGUCAUCUGUGAAGAGGAGGGAGACGACGAUGUCAUUGAGGACCCGUACCCUGCCAGCUCCAUAGACCUGAAGUGUAAGGAGAGAGUGACGGACAGCGACAGUGACAACGCCUCUGGGAACGAGAGCGAUCGCAAGCGUGUCUUUGCUCCAGUGAUCUGCUCUUCCUCCUCCCAGCCCACCCCCCACGGACGCUCCGUCUCUCUCUCCUCCUACCCUUCCAAACGCUACGACGAGGAGAGAGGAGGGGGGCUCUCAGACCGCAGGAGGAAGAGAGGAAUAGAGGGAGGAGGUGGUGAUGGAGGAGGAGUGGCAUCCCUCUCUCUUUCCCUGUCCUCCUCAGGCCACUCUGUCAUCUCCAGCCCCGGAGGCCCAGUUCCUUCUGCCCUUGCCCCCCUUGGCCUGUCUCCUCUCCUCGGGUUGGGGGCUGUCAGAGUGGCCUCUACAGUGGUGACCAAUGUGGUUCGUCCGGUCGUGAGCACACCAGUCCCCAUCGCUAGUAAACCCCGAGACGGAGCAGCUUCAUCCAUUCCUCACCCAUCAGACAGGAGGUCCCUCCCAUUGCAACAGGCGCAGCUUCUGAUUGGCUCCGGAGCAGGAAGCGGAGGGCCUGGCUACUACUCCUCAUCGUCACCCAAUCCCAUAGGUGCAGGGGCAGGUCCAGGGGGGCUGGUGACCAGCUUGGUGUUCCCGGGGCACAGCCAGUCCACCGUCCAGCUCAUCAGUCCCUCCCCCAAUCCGUCCUCCCACCACCAGCUGCCCCCCACCGCCCCUGUCUCUGCCCCCACACACAACCACACCAACGGCCCCCUGCCCCUCUCCCUGCUCCAGCCCCAGUUCCUCUCCUCGUCAUCUCUGGCAUCCCCCGGGGGCAAAGCCAUCACACAGGUCCAAUACAUCCUGCCCACCCUAUCAGCCAGCUCCAAUCACAAGAGCCCCUCCCCUCAGCUGCACAACCUGCCGAACAGUAUCUUCAACCUGCCGACAGCUCCGCCCACCCACAUGUCCAUAGCCAAUGGGAAGCAGGUGGGGCUGGGCUCGCUGAUGGGAUACGCCUCCAGCCCAGCCGUGGGUGUGGUCAGCCCGGGAGCCAGAGUGCAAUCCCAGUCCCCAGUCCUACAGGGCAAGAUGCUGCUUCCCAUGGCAACAGUGAGGACGGCACCCGCCCAACAGUACCCCCUCGUGGCGCCACCUCUUCCUGUCCAGAAUGGAGCUCAAGCAGGAAGCAAGAUCUUCCAGAUCGCUCCCAUGCCUGUUGUCCAAUCCCAGCUCCAGCAAGGCGGGGCAGGGCAUCCUGGGAGCCCUUUUCCCGUUACCUUGGGAACGGCCACAGUGUUGCACCAAGGUUCUGCCCCAUCUCAGACUGUGCUGCUGCCGCCCCCACCAACCAGGAUCACCUAUGUCGAGUCCACGCCAGGAGUCCCCUCUGCUCUGCCUCUGGUCUCCACAACAACAGGCUCCUCCUCCCCUCAGCAGGCCCAGCCCCCCCCUGGAUCUGCAUAUGUUUCAUCGCCCCUAGCAACGCUGGGCUUUACAGCCAUAGCCCCCCCUGGACAGAACCUAGUCCAACCCCUCAUCACAGGUCAGCCUCCCCUUCAGGCCCCAGUCCAGUCCCCUACCUGCCCCUCCCUCCCCUCUGGCCCAGCCUCUGCUACAGGAGGACAGAUAAUCACUGCCAUCUACCCCCCUUCCAGCGUCACCAUGGCAACUGGGGUGGUCUCCAUGGCUACCGGGCCACCCAGCAUGGUGUACACAGUCUCCAGCUCCUCCAGUCUGUCCACCCACAUCCUGCCCAAAUACACAUUCGCCCCCGCCACCCCCACCACACACACUCACACACACACCCAGCUCCAGUCGGACAGACAAACAGACAGGCAUGUGGGGGAGAGACCCACGGACAGAAUGUCUCACUCUCAGUCAGAGAAAGCGGCAGACAGACAAGCGGAGACGCAGCCUGAGCUACAGGCGUACGGACAGACGGACAGGCCAACCCUCACACAGGCGGACAGACAGACGGGGAGGGAAGCCCAGACCUUCAUUAAAAGCAGCAGCUUAGUGGCGCCCCCAAGUGGCUCCUCAUUGUCACUGCGGCCCUGUAGCCCCCCCCUGCCCUCUCACACUUCCACAGGCAGCGCACCAGGUACCCCCAAACUUCCCCAGAUCCCGGUGAGAACCCCUCAGAAAAUCAAAGCCACAGUUGCCAACAUCCCGGUGGGCAGCUACGAGGGAGGAGGCCGAGGAAAGGAGAGGGAGAAGAACCGAGAGAGGGAAAGGGAGAAAGAAAGAGAGAACCAUGGGGCCAACAGUCGUUUUUCCUUUGAGCUGGAGCGUCCUGUGGAGUCGACGUCCCCCUCCCAACACACACACACUGCUGAGGAGCCCCCCUCUGACAGACCCCCUGAGGGACACGACCCUGGGGACAACACUGACACAUGUAGCACAGAGGCCAGCAACGAGUCCGGGUGGAAGGACUCCGUCCCCUCCUCACCCCUGCCCCCUCCCUUGGGUACAGACCCUGCCCUGCCACCUCCCCAGAGCGACAAAGACGCCCCUCCUCCCAAGAAGGUGAAGGCCCGCCCCCCGCCACUCAAAAGGACCUUUGACUCUGUGGACAAGGUGUUGUCGGAGGUGUAUUUUGAGGAGCGUUUUGCUCAGCUACCAGAGUUCAGGCCAGAGGAGGUGCUGCCCUCCCCCACCCUGCAGAGCCUGGCCACCUCCCCCCGCGCCAUUCUGGGCAGCUACCGCCGCAAGAGGAAGAACUCCACAGACCUGGACUCGUCCACAGAGGACCCUGUGUCUCCGAAGAGGAGGAGCAGAAGGCGCUCCAGCUGCAGCUCGGAGCCCAGCACACCCAAGAGCGCCGCCAAGUGUGAGGGAGACGUCUUCACCUUCGACCGACCAGCCCCCCCGUCUGUGUGUCCCCCUCCAGGGACAGGUGCUGAUGGAGAGGACAUCCUGGGGGAGCUGGAGUUUGACAAGGUGCCCUAUUCCUCUCUGAGACGUACCCUGGACCAGAGACGAGCCCUCGUCAUGCAGCUCUUCCAGGAGCAUGGCUUCUUCCCGUCAGCCCAGGCCACGGCAGCCUUCCAGGCACGCUACGCAGACAUCUUCCCCACCAAGGUGUGUCUGCAGCUGAAGAUCAGGGAGGUCCGACAGAAGAUCAUGCAGACUGCCGUCCCCUCUGAGACCAACGAGGCCUCCUCGCUCCCCGGACCGUCUGGCGCCCAAUCAGGGGAAGGGACAGGAGGAGGGGCGGAGCCAUUGGGAGAGGAGGCAGAUCGAGAGAGGGAGGGUAGUCCAGAAGAGCCGAGGGAUUCGCAGGAGUCUUCUAGAUGAAGGAUGCCGACAGGCUGGAUUGACCAAUCAGCGAUGGACCAGUUCCCCAAAUCCCGCCUCUUAAUUUUGUUGAAGCUACACCCCUCUGUCUGUGUGCGUAUCUGGACCGGUCUCUCUUUCUCCAGAGAGCCAGGUCAGAAAGAGCAAGUGGAAGAGACCAAGAGGAUGUGUGUUUGCAAAAUGUGUCUGAGGUGGAAUUGUUUAAAACUUAAAAGGGGAUUAAAAAAAAUAAAAGUAAUUCCCCCUCUCCAAAAAAUGACAUUUAAAAUGCCAGUGACACACACACACAUGGCUGAUGAACCCCAAACUCCAAUACUCACACUUGAAUUAGCACUUUGUUAGUAAUAUGAAUAUUAUCCCUGUAAGCUUCCAUUGAUGCCAGUGGACUAUAGACUAUACAAUAACAACUCUCCAGCUGUUUCCCUUUGCCUUGGAGCAGGGCCCAUCUUUCAGACUGAAUAGCAUAUCAUUUACUGGGACUGUUUGAGGUCAUUUAUUUCACUCUAACAGGACUGGCUUGUUUUUAAAAAUGGAGGGCUUGGGAAGCAAGAUCAGUUAAUUGGCUGCUGAAGGAGGGUCUGGCUCAAGUCUCCCAUUGGCUAAUUUGUUUCUGCUGGACAUUAGGGGGCUGGGUCCCCACUGGCUUGAGAUGAUGCCAUUGGAUGGAGAGCCCGCACUACCCUGGUGAGGGAUCAGAAGGAUCCUUGUUUCGUUAGAUUUUUCUCUACUUUGAUCCAUAAAAGCAGGACAGGUCUGUGAGGGGGACAGGAGAGAGUUUAGGACCUCGCCCUCACUUGCCAUGAUUGGCUACAGAAGAUGCCAGUAAAGCGUGCACCAAGCGUUCCUGCUUGUCUGAUUCGCUCGCCAUGUGGGGAGAAGGAGUCAAUGGGCACAUCAUGGCUUUACAUUUCUCACUGUCACUUCAACCAUGUUUUAUAUAUUUGUAGACUUCAGUUGAGAACCCAGAGGACGUCAGGCUGACAGGCCUUUUACUUCUAAUGCCAAGCAGUUUUAUUAUCUAACUUUCUUUCUUUUUUAAGACAUCAAACUUUUUUUUUUUUUAUCAAACACAUGUAACUUUGCAGUUCAUUAUGUUAUUAUUGUAUUACUGUUACUAAUAUUACUCCUCUCAUUGUUUUGGUGGACCUGAUCUUUGCUACGGGCUGGUAGCAAUGUCAUAUGAUUAGCUCUAGCAACCGGUUUGCAUAUUUGAGGGGGGAUGGGAUGUUUGAGAGAGAUGGUCCUCACCUGUGCCUCUUUCCCUCUCUUUUGUCUUCCCUUUCAACACCCUCACUUUGCCCCAGCAAGGACCUGGGGUGACAAAUAUUUUUAUUAAUUUCAAUGAGGGAUAACAAAAAGAGGGUUGACAUUUGUAUUCAUUUAAGUGUAAUAAGUAUGUUUUUGGACAACCCUGAAAACCGCUCUCUCUCACUCCCCUGCUAGUAAGGUUUGAUUCUAUAGCCGCCUCCUUCCUCCCUCUUUUCCUUCUGUUCAUCCUUCCUUACUGUUCUCUCUAGAUCUUUUUUUGGGGUGGGAGGAGGUAAGCCUGGAGGGGGCAGGGCAGUAUAUAGAGUGGUAGGGUAUAAUAUUGGUUCUUUGUGCAAGACCUGGUGGUUGUACAUAUUAUUUACUGUAGUCAGGUGACUCGCUAUAAUAUUAAGGAACAAUGUGUAACUGACAUGUAUCGACUUUUAAAGACGACAUUACACAAGGUCAAACUCCAAAAAUUGACAAAUUAUUAAGGUUUUACUCGUUUUACUGAGAUACAGUUUGCAAGAAACUUAAAUUAUUCAUAAAUGUACAUCUAUCUUUCAGUAUACAAAUAAAUGUUCAAGUUAACAUAUUUUUCACUAGUUUUUAAUGUACACACAGCUGAACCACCAGUUAUUGAUGAGUUAUUAUUGUCCAACUAUACUGAACAAAAAUAUAAACACAACAUGUAAAGUGUUGGUCCCAUGUUUCAUGAACAGAAAUAAAAUAUCCCAGAAAUGUU
This is a messenger RNA of Oncorhynchus kisutch (coho salmon), 9198 nucleotides long. RefSeq names its product protein capicua homolog. The record is from RefSeq and is a predicted model, not a curated record. The transcript is spliced from 20 exons. Gene Ontology annotation, biological process: regulation of transcription by RNA polymerase II. Bases 2787 to 7205 code for a protein of 1472 amino acids. Gene Ontology annotation, cellular component: nucleus. Lineage: Eukaryota; Metazoa; Chordata; Actinopteri; Salmoniformes; Salmonidae. Gene Ontology annotation, molecular function: DNA-binding transcription factor activity, RNA polymerase II-specific; RNA polymerase II transcription regulatory region sequence-specific DNA binding.